AUGGUUUACGGAUUGGGAUCUAAUUAUGAGGGAUCUCUUGGUUUGGGACACGACAGCUAUGUCCGUGAAAUCCAAGAGAUUGAGGGAUUGCGCCACAAGAAUAUCACACAAUUCUUCAAUGGAGCGGACUUUGUGUUAGCCCUCACUCAACACAACUGCCUCUAUGGUUGGGGUCUUAAUUAUUGGGGACAGUUAGGUUUGGAACUCCCGAAUAUGGAUUUCCCAUUUAUAAAACCAGAACUUAUUAAUCCCGAAAACAUGGAAAAUAAGUCAAUCUAUCAAAUAAGUUGUGGUUUUCAACACACAAUGAUUCUCACGAGUGAUCGCUGUGUCUAUGGAUGGGGGGAUAAUAUGCACGGACAAUUAGGUUGUGGACCAGACUAUGAGGGACAGGUGUUUAGUUGGGGUAAAAAUGAUUUCUACCAAUUGGGACACAAAUCAUCGGAUAAUAUAUGGAAACCACAACUCAUUGCAGACAUGACUGUUGUUUCCGAAGUGAGUGAAUACAAGCGUUUGUAUGUAGAGAAGCAUUCAUUAGGUUCGGGAGCUUUUGGGGAAGUGAAGACCAUUUUCCGGAAUUUAGGUCAGAAUAUUGUGUCCAAUAUAUGCGUCAAUGUCUGCAGAAUAUUCUUCAACACAAACCACAAGUAUUUGGUCGACAACUGGAAGAACCCAUGA
Molecule: messenger RNA, 678 nt
Organism: Oppiella nova
Lineage: Eukaryota; Metazoa; Arthropoda; Arachnida; Sarcoptiformes; Oppiidae
Source: the annotation of a GenBank genome assembly